Messenger RNA from Linum trigynum, 710 nucleotides. The record is from the annotation of a GenBank genome assembly. NCBI's taxonomy places the organism in Eukaryota, Viridiplantae, Streptophyta, Magnoliopsida, Malpighiales, Linaceae.
CGCUGAACUCUAAAUUCUAAACCAUAAAUCAUAACUAGUAAUAAUUAGUAUUUCAUCGUCAGUCAUGGCUAACGUCAAGCUCAUUUCCCUCCUCCUCGUAGCUUCCUUCGCCAUCAUCAUCCAAACCGCCAUCUCCGGCGACCCCGACAUCCUCACCGACUUCAUCGCCCCUCCAAACGCCACCGUCGACGGCUCGUUCUUCACCUUCACCGGCUUCGGCUUCCUGGUCAACGGGACCCAGCUCCCGGCCGACAAGUUCAAAGUAGUGAAGGCCACCAUGGCCGAGUUCCCGGCCCUCAACGGCCAGAGCGUCUCCUACGCCACGCUCCUCUUCCCCAACGGGACCGCCAACCCUCCCCACACCCACCCACGCGCCGCCGAGCUCCUCUUCGUCGUCGACGGCGAGCUCCAGGUCGGGUUUGUCGACACCACCGGCAAGCUCUACACCCAGGCGCUCCACGUCGGCGACAUGUUCGUCUUCCCCAAGGGGCUCGUCCACUUCCAGUACAACGCCGGGACGAGCUACGCCAUCGCGCUGUCGGCUUUCGGGAGUGCCAGCGCCGGCACGGUGUCGCUUCCCGGCACGCUGUUCGCCACCGGCAUAGACGACGCCGUCCUGGCUAAGUCGUUCAAGACGGAUGUUGGUGUCAUUCAGAAGCUCAAGGCUGGCCUUGCCGUGAAGCCCUAAUUAGUAAAGGAUUAAUGAUAUA